Messenger RNA from Jaculus jaculus (lesser Egyptian jerboa), 3607 nucleotides. RefSeq names its product potassium two pore domain channel subfamily K member 3 (gene Kcnk3). Gene Ontology annotation, biological process: potassium ion transmembrane transport; stabilization of membrane potential. Gene Ontology annotation, cellular component: membrane. NCBI's taxonomy places the organism in Eukaryota, Metazoa, Chordata, Mammalia, Rodentia, Dipodidae. Gene Ontology annotation, molecular function: open rectifier potassium channel activity; potassium ion leak channel activity. The record is from RefSeq and is a predicted model, not a curated record. Bases 1 to 1239 code for a protein of 412 amino acids. The transcript is spliced from 2 exons.
AUGAAGCGGCAGAAUGUGCGCACGUUGGCGCUCAUCGUGUGCACCUUCACCUACCUGCUGGUGGGCGCCGCGGUCUUCGACGCGCUGGAGUCGGAGCCCGAGAUGAUCGAGCGACAGCGGCUGGAGCUGCGGCAGCUGGAGCUGCGAGCGCGCUACAAUCUCAGCGAGGACGGCUACGAGGAGCUCGAGCGCGUCGUGCUGCGCCUCAAGCCGCACAAGGCCGGCGUGCAGUGGCGCUUCGCUGGCUCCUUCUACUUCGCCAUCACCGUCAUCACCACCAUCGGAUAUGGCCACGCAGCGCCCAGCACGGAUGGCGGCAAGGUUUUCUGCAUGUUCUACGCGCUGCUGGGCAUCCCACUCACGCUCGUCAUGUUCCAGAGCCUGGGCGAACGCAUUAACACCUUCGUGAGGUACCUGUUGCACCGCGCCAAGAAGGGUCUGGGCAUGAGGCGCGCCGACGUGUCCAUGGCCAACAUGGUGCUCAUCGGCUUCGUCUCUUGCAUCAGCACGCUGUGCAUCGGCGCCGCAGCCUUCUCCUACUAUGAGCACUGGACCUUCUUCCAGGCCUAUUACUACUGCUUCAUCACGCUCACCACCAUCGGUUUCGGCGACUACGUGGCGCUGCAGAAAGACCAGGCGCUGCAGACUCAGCCGCAGUACGUGGCCUUCAGCUUCGUCUACAUCCUCACAGGCCUCACGGUCAUUGGCGCCUUCCUCAACCUCGUGGUGCUGCGAUUCAUGACCAUGAACGCCGAGGACGAGAAACGCGACGCCGAGCACCGCGCGCUACUCACGCACAACGGGCAGGCGGGCGGCAGCAGCCUGGGCGGCCUCAGCUGCCUGAGCGGCGGCCUGGUGGACAGCGCGCACCCCGGCGACCCCGCCUCGUGCGCGGCGGCGGCGGCGGGAGGCGUCGGGGUCGGAGUGGGAGGCAGCGGCUUCCGCAACGUCUACGCCGAGGUGCUGCACUUCCAGUCCAUGUGCUCCUGCCUCUGGUACAAGAGCCGCGAGAAGCUGCAGUACUCCAUCCCUAUGAUCAUCCCGCGGGACCUCUCCACGUCCGACACGUGCGUGGAGCAGAGCCACUCGUCUCCGGGAAUGGGGGGUCGCUACAGCGACACGCCCUCGCAUCGCUGCCUCUGCAGCGGGACGCAACGCUCUGCCAUCAGCUCGGUGUCCACAGGCCUGCACAGCCUGGCCACCUUCCGGGGCCUCAUGAAGCGCAGGAGCUCCGUGUGAACACCCCCUGGAGGCCUGGAGCACCUGCGAGAGAGCGGGGUGGGGCUCCUGUGGUGAGGAGUGGCACGGGUCAGCCAGGAGGCCCCCUAAAGAUGCCUUUGGGCCAGUGGGACGCCCCCAGCCCCCCACCACCACUCUUCCCCACCCUACACCCCUCCCUUCUCCGAUUGUGCCUGCUUGCACCAGCCAGCAGGAGGCUGGGCUCUGAGGACCACUGGAGCCCCCAUCUCGAGCCCUACAAAUUCCGAGAAAUGUGAAACUUAAGGGUUGGAGGAUGGUUCUUGGAGGGAAGGCAGCCUCUGGGAGCCUCCUAUCUUUUGGGAAAUCUAAGAAGCUCCCCAGUCCUCAGAGGCCCUGUUGGGACCCAGAUCCCCACCUCCUGAGGAGACUUUUGUUCCACGUUUAUUCGUUUGCAUCUCUACUUAUACCUCCCCUUGGCUCCAAAAGCCAGGGAAUCUUUGUCCAGGUCACCCCACACACACACACACUCAGUCCCACUCUGCUCCCUCUUUCCCAGCCGUGUCUCCCAGCCUCCCACCACCUUCUGUGUCAUUUUGCAUGGCUAUGCAGUUAUGGAGAAAAUGGAAACCCCAGCAGUCCCUAAACUAAUCCUCAGAGGGCAGAACAGAAAGAAAGAGCAGGCCAGCCACAGGAGAUUGGAGAGAGGGGAGUAUGAAAACAAUGGCUCCCAAGUCUUCAGGGUGGUGGCAUCUGCAGGUGAGCUCCCUAGCAUCUAGUGACAUAUUCAAUGGCUCUGGAACACUCCACCUUGGAACAGACCCUCAAGGUGUUGUCCUUGGCUUCUGCCACUACUGAGAAUCAACUCUACAAUUUGUAGAGUGAUUUUUUUUUUCAGGCCCAUAAAACCCUGUCCUACCUACUCAUUCAUUUGAGUGUCACAACACUCCAGUUAGGUCACCAGGGAAGUUCUUGUGCCCAUUUUACAGAGGAGGACACAGGCAACAUGACUUGCCCAAGGUGAUACAGGUAGCAAAGAGAAGCCACAAAUUUGUUCCCAGCUCAAGUGCUCUUUCUUCCAGCUCAGCCUGCUCUUGGAAGCAAAGCCUCUGUCCCAGCUCCCUAGGAUUGUAUAGGGUGGCUAAGGAUUAAGCCAGACCCAGAAACCCUGACUGGGGCCGCUGCUGAGGCUCAGUCUCUGCUACUCUUGGCCUCAAGGCCAAGGCUCUGAGUGGACCCUUGUCUCUGGACCACUUGAUAACAGGCAAGGAAGUCCUUGGGACCAAGGUAAGCAAGGCUGGGUCUCAUGUAAUAAAAGCCAAGAACUAAAGCUCUAGGAGUUUGGGGAUCAGACAAAGGGACCAACAAGCUAGCAGGUAUAUCCUGUGGCAUUAUCCCUGACCCCACAGCUAGCAUGAGUACCCAUGUCCCCAGUUGUUUAGACUUGGGCUUCGACUGCAGCCAGGAACACCCCUCUAGGCAAGGGGCUGGGCCUGGUCUGCUCUCCACACCCCCACUUGCAAACCAGAAGCCAAGUGGAAAAGUAGUAAAUGGAUGAUGCUCUUAACUUGCUACUGUGGACCUUCAGCUGGAGGUGGGAUAGUGCCCAGGGCAGCAUCAAGGGUGAAUGAGACUAGGGCUAUACUUCAGUGGUGGAGCACUUUCCUAGAAUGCUCAGGAACCUGGGUUUGAUCCCCAAGGCCACACAAAAGGAAAAAAGGGGAAGGACAUCUCCUCCCAGUACUUCCCUUCCCAUACUGUUUCCCUGACCAGCUCCACGUGACUGAGCAAGAUAACCCUGACAAGUUGGGAAGCUGGAAGAAGGGGCUUCACCCCAGCCAUGUCUACUAGUCUCUGGGGACACCAAAAGGGAAUCAGUAUGGCCUAUGUGCAUCCCCUGUCAGUGUGGAAGAGCUGGCUAACCAUGUGCCAAAGGGGAAUGGAGCUCAGGAGCUGGAGAGGUGCCCUCUGUGUUAAUGUUGGGCUGGGAACAGUGCUGACUGCCUCUGUCCUGUGUAUGACCCUGCCCUCGAGGGGUCAAGUCCUGUCAGAUCCGAGGGAGCCACAACCAAAGUUGCAGAGAGAGGGUGGGGAAGGCAGCAGAAUGGCCCUGGGGCCUGAGCAUGGGGGACUGCUGGUCUCCAGUGGGGUCUUUCCUAGGGAACUGGAAGGCCACUGUCACUUCCUAUCUCACCCCCUCCUACUGCAGGCAGCCUUUCUGCUUCCCCAAUGCCUUAUGCCUGGGCACACUGCCACAGAAUAUGCAAUAUGUGUGGGUGACAGUGCCUUGCACCCACAACUGCCUGGGCAGCUCCUGACUCCCCAGGCUGUGGCUGUCCUGGCCCCCUCAGCAGCUCCUGCCCAUCUGUCUUCAUACUGAGAAUGGCGCCUAAUAAAUGCUGUCCAUGGA